Messenger RNA from Perognathus longimembris pacificus (Pacific pocket mouse), 720 nucleotides. RefSeq names its product protein phosphatase 1 regulatory inhibitor subunit 14D (gene Ppp1r14d). Gene Ontology annotation, cellular component: cytoplasm. Gene Ontology annotation, molecular function: protein serine/threonine phosphatase inhibitor activity. The record is from RefSeq and is a predicted model, not a curated record. Gene Ontology annotation, biological process: regulation of phosphorylation. Bases 281 to 694 code for a protein of 137 amino acids. NCBI's taxonomy places the organism in Eukaryota, Metazoa, Chordata, Mammalia, Rodentia, Heteromyidae. The transcript has 5 exons.
GCUUUGCAGGAGCCCCCCCCCCCCCCCCCCGCUUGCCUGAUAGCUCCAGGGAGGCUGAAGAGGGGUCUCGGCCCUGCCUCCAGCCCCGACGACGUGGAGAGCCCAGGCAAGAGGGUCCAGUGGGCUUCUGAGAAGAGGAGGAGGACGUCAUCCUCAGACUCGGAGUCCAGAACCCACCUGGACCCCUCCAAGCUGCCCAGGUCUCGGAGACCCAGCCGGCUGACCGUCAAGUACGACCGGGGGCAGCUGCAGCGCUGGCUGGACACGGAGCAGUGGGUAGAUGCCCAGGUGCAGGAGCUGUUCCAGGACCAACCGUCGCCCUCCGAGCCCGAGAUUGACCUUGAGGCGCUCAUGGAACUCUCCACCGAAGACCAGAAGGCUCACCUGGAGGCCAUUCUUCAAAACUGCCCUCGCCCCACAGAGCCUUUUAUCUCUGAGCUGCUCAGUCAACUCAAGAAACUCCGCAGACUCAGCCGACCUCAGAAGUAGCCUGGGCAGAUCUCGGCAGCCCGAGUACCACCAGGCCUCCCUGUCGGGUACCAGCUGGGCGGGAAACAGCUGGACAGGACAUGGACAGAGUGUGGAGGAGAAGGGGGGUGUUUGUAGGCCCCUAGAAUGUGUUCUCACAGCCAGGUUCGAUUGGCUGGGCUUCUGGGAGCCAUUGGCUUUGUCCAAUGUGUACCUUGGUAGCUAGUGGAUAAAACUUUUAGGAACCCCAGC